UCAAUUUUCACUGCUUCCGUCUUACUAAACUGCUGGCCUAAAAACCCCGCCACCGGUCACCAUUUCUACCUGAAACGUGCACCCAUUCUCUCUCUCCACAUCCUCCCCCCACCCCCCCUCUCUCUCUCUCUACCUUUUCCCCCCAUUUCUCUCUCCUACUCUGCAUUUCUUGUUUCGAUUCGGAUUUCCUUGCUUCUGUUUCCGCCCACUCUCUCCAUCAUUUUCUACAUUCAAAAUUAAGUAUUCGAUAUUACGUUCUCUCUUCUCUCUCUCUCUCUCUCUCUCUCUCUCUUUACCCAACAUUCCCAUCUCUCUCUCUCUCUCUCUCUCUCUCUCUCUCUCUCUCUCAUCUGCGCUCAGCAGUCCACAUUCAUCUGCCCCAUUUACAUUUUUAAGCUCUCAAUUACCCACCCAAAUGAAGAAGCUUAUAAUGAAAUUGGAUUUACACGAUGACAAAGACAAGAGGAAGGCACUCAAGAUAGUCUCUGCCUUUCCAGGAAUUGAUUCUAUCUCCAUGGACAUGAAGGAUAUGAAAUUGACAGUGAUUGGACUGGUGGAUCCUGUGAGUGUAGUGAGCAAAUUGCGAAAAUUUUGGAAAACUGACAUAGUCCUUUGUGGGCCGGCGAAAGAGCCUGAGAAGAAAGAGGAGCCAAAGAAGGAAGAACCCAAGAAAGAGGAGCCGGCUAAGAAAGAGGAACCUAAGAAGGAGGAGCCUAAGAAAGAAGGAGAAGAACCCAAAAAGGACGAGCCGGUGAAGAAGGAACCAGAACCGGUGGUGGGAAUUAUGCCGUAUAGGCCAUAUUACCCUCCAAUGAACACGUAUUACUAUGCUCAUCACAGCGUGGAAGAGAAUCCAAAUGGUUGUGUGAUCUCUUAAUUUGGUAAGCUAAAAUUUGACUAUCAUGUGCUUUUUGUAGUUGGUUUUGGAUUUGUAUCCAAUUGAUGCGAAUCCAGUGGGAAUUUCUAUGAAUAGAGAAGGUCCUGUGUAUAUAGUUGGUUAUGUUCUAUAGGUAUGUUCAAAGUAAAUGGAUCAUGCGCAGUGGAGAGAUCUUAAAUAAAUUUUGGUAAUAAUUAUGGAUGCUUAAGUUGAGUUUA
Messenger RNA from Rhododendron vialii, 1095 nucleotides. Its product is annotated as heavy metal-associated isoprenylated plant protein 39-like. The transcript is spliced from 3 exons. The record is from RefSeq and is a predicted model, not a curated record. NCBI's taxonomy places the organism in Eukaryota, Viridiplantae, Streptophyta, Magnoliopsida, Ericales, Ericaceae. Gene Ontology annotation, molecular function: metal ion binding. The coding region runs from base 416 to 877 and encodes 153 amino acids.